AUGACUAGAAAACUUUAUGCAGAUCUUCGACACUUCGUAGUUUUUUCUUCUGUCUUAUGCGGAAGAGAAAAUGCUGGACAAACGAAUUAUGGUAUGGCUAAUUUCAUUAUAAAGAGAAUAUAUGAAAAAAGAGUAAAAGAAGAUUUGCUUGGAUUAACUAUACAAUGGGGAGUAAUUGGAGAUGUCGGUUUUGUUGCUGACAUGCAGAAUAAAGAUAAAGAACUUGUUAUCGUUUUUACUGAUGUAAUAGUUGCUGAAAAACGGGCAGAAAGCGAUAUAAAUAAUGUUGUAGAUACUAUUUUAACCAUUAUAGGUAUAAUUGACUUGAAGAAUGUCAGUUCAUAG
Molecule: messenger RNA, 345 nt
Organism: Vespula vulgaris
Lineage: Eukaryota; Metazoa; Arthropoda; Insecta; Hymenoptera; Vespidae
Product: fatty acid synthase-like
Exons: 3
Coding region: 1-345 (114 amino acids)
Biological process (GO): fatty acid biosynthetic process
Molecular function (GO): fatty acid synthase activity
Source: RefSeq, a predicted model, not a curated record